AUGGCCAUAGCAUCCAGCUCAAUCAAUAAGUCGCAGAAGAACGGUUCGGCUGCUAAAGAACGAAGAAAUAAGUUGACUCAGGAACUUGAGAACGAAAAGCUCAAGCAAGGUAGAGCAAAGGAUGAAGAAGAGAAAAAUCAAUACAAGGUGGAAAUUGAACGACUAGAAAACUUGCUUAAAGACUUGGCUAGCGUUCCUGAUUCGAUGGAUGUGGAUCAAAAAGAACAAAAUGAUGAAAAGGGCGGAGACGGGAAUUCAGAUGAAAACAAAGAAAUCAAGAAGGAAGAGACGGAGAGCACUACACAGAACGCCCCCAUUGACGAAAAUGUCAAAGAAAACACUGGCGAAGGCGAAGGUGCGACGACCAGACAGGAAGAACAAAACGACUCGGCUCCUGAAAGCCACGACAAGGGAAUCAAUCACAAUGAACACAAUGUGACUGAGGCCUCUCGAGGAGAAAGUGAGAGCAACAACACGAACAACGCCCGUAGCAACGACAGCAGCGCUGGGUCGCCGCUCUUCGUCCGCCCCAAGAGUCCACCACAAGAUGAUAACAAGUUUGAGCUCGACGAAGAUGGUCAGAAGGCUCUCUUCGUUAGACACACCCUAAAGCAUUCGGAACAUUUUCAAACGGUUGGUUGGGGACGUGGAACGACGACUUUCUAUAUAAACCGCCACGGGAGAAAAAGUGCGUCGAAAUAUCGCUUGGAGUCGUUCGCCGAAUCUGCCGAGUACGAAGAGAGAGAGAGAAACGACGAGGAUCCAUAUAAAGUAACCAACUCGGAAAACCGCUACGGCGACAAAAAGCUGCCCAGUGGGAAGUGGAGAUACACCAAGCGCCAUAUCAUUGGCAUCUGGGGAGUGGCUUGGGCAUGCCCCAUCGGCUGUCAGAAUGAUCUGAAUCUGAUAAAUCCCGCCAUUGUCGAUAAGUGGCCAACAACAUAUGUUUUGAUCAUGUGGGACAUCGACGGCAAUCGAAAGAAGUCGUGGGAAACGAGGUCGAGUCUCAGGAACCGAUGGACGAAGAAGGACGCCGAUGCCGCUAUUUACAAAGCGGCAUGUGAAGCUGAAGCCCGUUACAAUGAUACCGAGGCAGGACUACGGGCUGCGACAAGCCGGUCGCCUUCCCGAGGGCUCGCAGAGAUAAACACCGCUCGUUUCCGAGCCCAAUCACACGAUGUUGGGAACCAAGGCCGAAAAGUUCAAUUUCAGGACGCAGACGAUCUCAGCGACGCGUUGACUGACUUUAAGGCAAGCUAUGCAGAGUUGCUUGGGAAGUCUUUCUCGGAAAUGAGCAUCAAGGAAAAAUCAGAGAUGGUGAGCGCGUGGCAGGUUCAGAAGGACGAGAUGGCUGGCUAG
Molecule: messenger RNA, 1359 nt
Organism: Verticillium dahliae VdLs.17
Lineage: Eukaryota; Fungi; Ascomycota; Sordariomycetes; Glomerellales; Plectosphaerellaceae
Exons: 1
Coding region: 1-1359 (452 amino acids)
Source: RefSeq, a predicted model, not a curated record